AUGUCGAGUGAUGAUAAAAAUAAACCUAAUGAUCCCAAGAAUGAGCCCAAGAACUGUGACCCCAGAUGUGAACAACAGUUUGAGACCAGAUGCCAGCCCAGCUGUUUAAAGAAGCUGCUGCAACGCUGCUCGGAAAAGUGCCCGCUGCCCCCCAAGUGCUCCCCAUGCCCCAGUGAGGCCCCAAGGGCGCCACCAGCCCCACGCCUCCGCCAGCUCCACCUGUUCACCACCUCGGGGCUGAGGCCGAAGCCAUGGACUGACAAGUAA
Molecule: messenger RNA, 267 nt
Organism: Miniopterus natalensis
Lineage: Eukaryota; Metazoa; Chordata; Mammalia; Chiroptera; Miniopteridae
Source: RefSeq, a predicted model, not a curated record